UUCAGACAUGACUCAUGUGAGGAAUGGGAGCAUCCAAUAAGGCUGCUCUUUCAUGAUGUAUCCAGUAGAGCGGCUCAUAAACAAAAAGAGAAAUAUAUUAUCAAACAAGAUAAUAAAAGGGUAAACAGAUCACUCUGAAAUUUCAAAGGAAGGAAAAAUCAUCUCUCUUAUUAGAGAAAAUAUGUGAAGUUUCUGUGAAAGGCUGGGUGUCAGCCAUGGCCCGUGACGUAUGAUUGGGAAGUGGUCAACAUCCAGGGUUGGGAAGAAAUGAUUCUAGGCAGAAGGACUGGCCUCAACAGAGGCACGAUUUAGGGGUGGAGUGAGAGUGGGGCUUGGCCCGUAGCAGAAGCGGGAGGAGAAAACAUGAAUUUCUGAUUGUCAGUCAUGUAGGCUACCCGUAGGGAUAGUAGUGAAGAAUAAGAGCUGAUGGUUUAGGAGUGACGGUAGACAAAGCAUGGUGGGAGAAGAUGGGCAGUCUGAAACUGAACUUAUAAAAGGAAGGAGAUAGUAUACAAACUUCUGAGCAUCUAGAGCACAGUGAUGGAAUCUGAAAGGAAGGAUGCCUAAGGAAAACUGAUGGCUCAUUUCACCUACCUCACACUUUGGCUAAGGAAAGGAUCUAAUCAAAUAUAUUUGGAUCUGGGUUUUGUGUCUCCACUUGCCAAUGUAGAGAGCCAAAGAGAAGUAAGGUUCUUCUUGAAGAUGUGUGUUAUUCCCCAAAGAAUCUUUUAGGAAAAGCAAACAGCCUGAGAAACAUUUGCUCAUUAGAUGUGUUCUGGCAGCAGCCAGAGAAGUCCAGAGAGUACCCAGGACAUGUACAGACACAUAACACACUUGAUUCUUCAAACACUGAUGAUUUAACUCUUUUGUCAUCAACUGUCAUAUGAAGUCCUUCUUACUUUCUCUGGUAAGUGUACUGAUUUAAAAAACAAAUAUUUUAAGUAUUGUAAGACAGUGAUAGAGUUUGUUUCCAAAAAUUAUUGCGGAAAACACUGGUUGUUGAAUCCAGUUUACAGCUAUCAGUAGGACACAUGAUUUUUUUCAAUACCCUCAUGUUUAUUGCCAUAAAGAAGGGAAGGACUCUCUAGCGUCUGCUUGAUUCGAGAACAUCCUGGCUGCUGAGUCUAAUAAGCCAUAGGGCCCUCUUCUGAAAUCUGGUGCUGAUAUAUUCCGCAUGUAACCCCAUUACCUUUGUAAGAAAAUCCUUCCUGCUGAAUGAGAUGGGUUUGCAUCUGAGGCACAAACAUAACAGGCUGUGUCUUUUAAACACUGUUGAUGUGUCUAUCCUUUGCCUUCUCUUUUUCUAGAUGAAAAUCCAUAUUUUCCUGGUAAGAAGUAUGGUUUGCCAGAGACAGAGUGGCUUGUAAUAAGAGAGCUUAUCUACCUUAAAGUCAUCAUAACUUCCUGGCUUGAGAUAAUCUCCAUAACCUCACUCCCACCUUGUCUCAUUGAACGGCAGAUGGGUUCACUGAGGACUGCACGUCAUCCAAACCCAGCCGCCAUAUUCUCCUCCCUUUCCAAGUCCGCUUUGUGAACAGCUAAGAGCAGAGUCAAAGAGAUCUCAGAAAGCGAACGGACCAAGGCAGUAGUUUGGGGCACUAAAUUACUGUAGCAAACGAUCAAGCAAAUUCUUGCUAUUUCCCCCUCAAGCUGAGGCUGACAACCUAAACACGAUUAGGUUUCACAUGACCCUGAGACUCUGGGAGUCAAAACAUGAGAAGAAACAAGAUCCUGCAUAUCACAUGUGAGGCUGCGGAGACGAGGCCAAGCCAGCUGGGUCAGCUCGGCAGUGUUCAAAGAGAAGUAUCAAUUAAUGUCUCUCUACAGAUGCAGGGAGGCAUGGAUCUCUCUGUUUUGCCAAAUAACAACCAUCCUGACAAGUUCCUGCAGCUCGAUGUGAAGUCUCUAAUGAGGAACUCAGCCCUUCUCCAGGCCAGCCUGGUGAGGUUUCCGGGAGAGAAUUACCCUGCUGCACAACACUGGCAAAACCUGGUCUACUCACAGAGAGAAAAGAAUAUUACUGCUCGACAUGUGAGGGGAUCCAUUGUGAAGGGCACCAUCACCGUCGAGAGCCCCCCACCAUCCUUAUCAUCCGUUCUGAAGAAUAACCCACUCUAUGGUGAUGUAAGUUUUGAGGAAGCUACAGAAGAAAGAAAAAAGAAUCCUUCAUGGACCGCUGAGGAAUAUGACAAGCGUUCCCUGCAUACCAACCUCUCUGGGCAUCUGAAGGAAAAUCCUAAUGACCUACGGUUUUGGUUGGGAGAAAUGUACACACCUGGUUUUGAUACCUUACUGAAGAAGGAAGAAGAACAAGAGAAGCAUUCAAAAUAUCGUCGUAUAGGUCUGAUUCUGUUCCUCGUAGCCUGCAUCUUGGUUUCCAUAGUGACUGUUAGCACUUUUUUCAUCUAAAGAGACUACCCCCAGACACAGUCACUUCAAAUUUCUUUAAAAUCUUUCUAAAUAAACAAUUGCAGAAAAACA
Molecule: messenger RNA, 2481 nt
Organism: Bubalus bubalis (water buffalo)
Lineage: Eukaryota; Metazoa; Chordata; Mammalia; Artiodactyla; Bovidae
Gene: MINAR2
Product: membrane integral NOTCH2 associated receptor 2
Exons: 4
Coding region: 1714-2409 (231 amino acids)
Source: RefSeq, a predicted model, not a curated record